Molecule: messenger RNA, 1861 nt
Organism: Halichondria panicea
Lineage: Eukaryota; Metazoa; Porifera; Demospongiae; Suberitida; Halichondriidae
Product: A-kinase anchor protein 1, mitochondrial-like
Exons: 4
Coding region: 61-1740 (559 amino acids)
Molecular function (GO): RNA binding
Source: RefSeq, a predicted model, not a curated record
GCGCUAAAGCACGUGUAGUGCCUGAAGGCAGUUGCUGGGAACUGUGACUCAGUUGUCAAGAUGUUCAGUAAACGAGACGUGUCUACUGUUGCUCCUCAAAAGAUGAGACGAUUCUUGAUGUUCACUGUUCCCUCUUUGGUUCUGUUGGGUUUGCUAUCGCUUACCGGCUGGCGGUGGUGGAGGAAGAGAGUCAGGAGGCCUACCUCAGUGGACCAUUCUACUGCCCUAGUAUCUGUGCAGCACUCACCAUCAAUCUCGGAGGAUUCUGGCGUUAACGUUGUGGACGGUGCCCAAGUUGAAGAAAAGAGCUGUAAAGAAAACCUAACAGUUGCUAGCGGAGGAAAUGCUGAGUUGACAAACAAACCACACUGGAAAUAUCCCACUGCCUCAAGUGAUGUCAAUUCUGAGACCAUGUCUGAAGUUGGGAGCCUUUGUUCCUCUGAGGAGGUCUUCUCUGAGACACAACAUUUUGAAAUGUCUACUUUUACUCCUGGAAUAUCCAAGGCAAAGAAAGUUGCUGUUAGCCAAUCUACGUCUUGUGUUGAAGACCGGCCAUCCCACGCUAUGCAGAUGUUGAAGUCUCUCAGUACUCCUAAUCUUGGACCCAUCAAUUGGCCCAACAGGAAGCGUGUGAUGAUACAACUCCCCCGCGAUAUGGUGGGUCGAUUUAUUGGUAAACAAGGCCGCAACAUCAAGUCCCUCAUGGCUGAAGCUGAUGGAGCUCAUGUGUAUGUCAACCAGAAGAACCUGCCCAAAGAUGCUCUCAUUGUACCCUGCACUGUUCAAGGUACCUGUGAACAAGUGGAGAAAGCUCUCAAAAUCAUUGCUAUUCGAUAUCCUGAGUUGGAUCUGCCUGGACAGUUGGACAAGAGUAUCAACAAUCAACAACCUUUCCCCAGCCCGCUAUUUGGUACCCCUCGACUAAACGGAGAAUCAUGGAACACUACUCUUGCUGCUGCUCAAAUCCCCUCCUCACCAUUCAAGGCUAUGGUGACCUACAUUGAGAGCCUUAGUCGAUUAUGGAUUGUACCAUACAACAAAAGUGCUGAGCUGGACGAACAACAUCAGAGCAUGAGUUAUACCUACUGCUAUGCCGUUGCUACUGGCAACGACACCACAUAUGCGUCUGAAGGUGAUGAUAGUUUACUCAAGAAGUUUUGUGCUGUUCGAGUGAGUGACAUCCACUGGCUGCGAGGACAGAUGGCUAAACUGAAUGAUGAGGGAAGCAACUACGAGGUGUUAUUAGUGGACUAUGGGAGUACUGUCAUGGUCCCGCAUACUGCCAUCCGACCACUCAGGAGAGAGCACACUACACUGCCCAUACAAGCAUUUCCCUGUGAGCUGGCUAAUGUCAUCCCUAAUGAUGCCAUGUCAGAGGAUGGACUGAUGAGUCUACAGACACUAGUGGAGGGCAUGGUUCUGGAGGUGCAUAUCACAGAGCUGCCAGCAGCGCCUCUUACUCCUGGUAAAGACACUCCUGGUAAAGACCCCACCAUCGUUAUCAAGAUAGAGGGAGAGGAGGACAUGACUGAGGCCAUGACUGAGGGAGGGACCACAGAGCCACUGUCUAAAGAACCUCAUGAGGAGAAUAUUGUUCUAAAGUGGUUCCAUAUUGAACCAGCGCCACUCGUCGAACUAUACACACGAUUUGGAUCAGACAGUCCACUGUUUAUCAACCGUGAGUUGGUGGAGAGGGGCUUUGCUAUCUGGAAAGAAGGGCCAUUGGCUAACGAGAGUUGAUUACUGACAAACGGACUUCCCAUUAUUUAACACUGUGAAAUCUCAACAAAUUACGGCAAUCAUAUCACUUGUACUUAUGUCCACUAUGUCUGCUAAUAUUCUGAUCACAAUGUAAAAACAA